GCACUGGUGGGUGGCACUGGUGGGCAGCACUGGUGGGUGGGCACAGGUGGGUGGGCACAGGUGGGUGGCACUGGUGGGCACAGGUGGGUGGGCACAGGUGGGUGGCACUUCUGGGCACAGGUAGGUGGCACUUCUGGGCACAGGUGUGUGACACUGCAGAGUGGCACAGGUGGGUGCACUGCUGGGCACAGGUGGGUACACUGCUGGGCACAGGUGGGUGAUCUGCUGGGCACAGGUGAGCGGAGCUAGUGGGCGCACUGCUGGGCACAGGUGGGCGGAACUUGCGGGUGGCACUGCUGGGCACCGAUCCGUGACAGUGCUGAGGG
Messenger RNA from Staurois parvus, 326 nucleotides. The record is from the annotation of a GenBank genome assembly. Lineage: Eukaryota; Metazoa; Chordata; Amphibia; Anura; Ranidae.